This is a messenger RNA of Pocillopora damicornis (cauliflower coral), 2766 nucleotides long. RefSeq lists its product as uncharacterized. The record is from RefSeq and is a predicted model, not a curated record. NCBI's taxonomy places the organism in Eukaryota, Metazoa, Cnidaria, Anthozoa, Scleractinia, Pocilloporidae.
CCACCAAACAUUUUACCUCCAAAGCCUUAGUUCAAGCUAUGAGCUUUCUUUAAAGUUGUUUUGAUUUAUUCGAUUUGGUGUCUUUUCAUCUCAUUUUCGCUUUCUUGAAGUCAUCAACAAAGGAUAAUUGUUUUUUGCUCGGUAGAAGCUGACAGACAUCCUUAUCGGCACCAAACCACAGAAAGCCUGGACUUAUAACUGAAAUAAUUUGCAGCAGUGGUCAUUUUAAUCAUGGAUGCUGAGGAUAAAGAUGGAAUUAGUCAGAAAGUCCAGGGUGAACUGCAUAAACUCAAGCAAGCUUUUAAGUGUUCAGCAGACUCUCAGAACUGGGUGCAAAGUGAGAUAGUGUGUCGCUGCACUGACGAAGAGUUUCAGCAACUUCUCAAGGGCCUGUCAUAUAUUGAGUUAGAGGCUGCUGCUUUAAUACUUCAGCGACACAUUGACCUAGAAAAACAAGUAUGGAAAUGUUUAGAAAAUCUGAAAUCAGUUCAAAGUGAAUGGGAUGGAAAAACCAUUGACUGCACUCAAAAGAUUAUUGCAAGUCAAAGGAAGGUUGCAAGACUAAGAAGUAGAUUGCUUCGCUGUCUCACUCAGCAACUUCACAAGAAUGGUUCAUUAUCUUGUGAGCUUCCUCCUUGGUCUGGAGAUGUGUUCCAUGCGUUGGGCAGAGAUGAGGAUGAUGAUGAUGAUCAAGUGAGGCAGGAGGAAGGCUUGCAGGACAAUGACUCAAUGUAUUCAAAUGUCCAAGAUGAACAAAAUAUAGCGUCUAAUUCUGCUUACGAAAAUCUUGAAAUACAGUCAGAACAGAGCACUCAACCUGAACACGCAGGUAAAAAUUCAAUCGCAGAAAAGAAUGAUGGAAAAAAUAAUUACUACGAGCCUGUUGCUCUAAAGCCACAGCCUUCAAGACCAGCUCCCUCACGCCCACCACCGUACGCUGUGACAAGGAAAUUGAGCGGUAAAUCUGGAAGCGAAGUUGACCACAAAUCGUUGGAAAAGGAUGAUAAACCUGUGGAGUUGUCCUCACCCAGUGACAACAGUCAGGGAGAUGAUCAAGAUGGCUUGAUUGCGGAGCAACAAUUCCUACAGGACUGGGAUCCUACCCCAGUCCUUCAGGAGUUGUUCGGUAACGUGCGCGCACUACCAACCCCUCAGUUGCGAACUUCAGAGGGCGGUCCUGAUAACAUCCGCAUGGCUGGAUACAUGGAGAAGCAGCCUGUCAGAGGGAACCUGAAACGAGCUUCUGUAUUUAAAGGAUGGAAGAAACGUCACUUCAAAGCUGUUGGAGGCAAACUUUAUUACUACGAGGAUCAUCGAGCAAGAGAACCAUUAGGAUUUGUGAACCUCAUCGGUUGUACAGUGAAGAAGAUGGACGAAAAGUUUCUGGAAGUGACUGAACAAACGCAAGGUGGCCGUUCAGUGAAGCUGAAGUGUUCAUCUGCAAAAGAGGCGGAGGACUGGAAAGAAGCCUUGGAAGCAGAAUCUGCAGCACCCUUGGAAGGCAGUCUUGGUUUGGAGGAAUCGUCAGCCACUGAGGGUCUAACCAUAAUCAUUGACUUAGGAUCAAAUGCUGUUAAGGCUGGCUUUGCUCAGGAAGGUGCAUGGCCUCAAGUGAUAUUUCCCUGUGUUGUAGCUGUGGACAAAGAGAAUUCAGAAAACUGUAAGUAUGGAUACGAUGCGCUCCUACCUGAGACAAGGAAGACGUCAAGGUUACACUUCCCCUUGAGAAAGUCAUUGAAAAUUGACAAGCUCAGGAUUGAGAUACAGGAUUUAAUUGGAAUAUUUGAGCACGUGUUUGAUAAACUCAGAGUUGAGCCAUCUAAACACAAGGUGAUUAUGACAUUACCACAUGGCUGCGGUCCUCAAGAAAAAGAAGAGCUAGUAGAACUGCUGCUGGAUAUCUUUAAAGUUGAAGCAUGUUAUCUCCAGGAACAGGCUGUUUUAUCGAUGUACUCCUACAGCGCUAUUUCAGGAAUCGUUGUGGAUAUCGGUGAUCAUAUCGACAUCAUUCCAGUGGUGGAAGGAUGUAUGAUCGAAGCUGGUGUCACCAGACUUCCUUAUGGCGGCAGACAAAUUACCGACAGUUUUACAAGGUUGUUGACAGAGAAAGGCAUUCGGCUUUUCUCAGAAGUCGAGUCUUACAUUUCGCGAGCAAUCAAAGAAAAGGUAUCCCUUGUGGCAAAACGAGAUGUUCAAGAGGAUACAGAAGCGGACUAUACAAUGGAGGUGGAUCUGGAAAAGUACUCCAUACCAGAUGGCACAAGGAAAAUUACUGUGGACUCGGCUAGAUACCGCUGUACCGAAGGACUGUUUAAACCGUCCGUUUGGGGCAAAGACAAUCCGGGUAUUCACCAGCUGACUGUUAACGCCAUCAUGGCCUGUAGUAUCGACAUACGGAAACAGAUGUGUCGAAAUAUUUACCUGAGUGGUGGAGGGUCCAUGUCUCCAGAAUAAAAUGUAAAACAGGGAGCCUGGUUGUUAUUUGAAUUUACGUUUUCUUGUGACAUUAUUUAAAGGCCCCUCUCUUUGGCAAGCCGUCGUCAAUUUUUUAUGACCACCCAAAUCCAUUUGUGAGGGCGCUUCAGAGUGGAAAGAUCUAUUUGUGAGGGCGCUCCAGACUGGAAGAUCUAUUUAUGUGGGAGCUCCAGCAGAGUGGGAAGAUUUAUUUGUGAGGGUGAUUCAGAGUGAAAAGAUCUAUUCUCUGCCUAGGGGGUUUCCUCUCAUAACUUUCCAAAUGUUGAACACAAUACACUGAUUUUUUACAAA